AGCACACAGACACACGCUCACUCUCCCUAAAGGAGGGAGUGAAGCUCAGACACAGAGAGGGGAUUGAGAGAGAGGAGGCUAUCUCUGGGCUGCUCUCCACGGCAGCGUCUGGCUUUCACUAAAAGGUCUGUGACCGUGUUUUUCCUGUGCUUGUUUGCCUAAUUUAUUCCUGCCGGGGCCGGCAAAAAGAAAGAAAGGCGGAAAGGAAAGAAAAAAGGACGGGCAGAAUAAAAAAGAGUGCAACAGUACACCGUGACUCGCUGACAGGGAAUGCAGAGAGGUUCUGGCCUCUGGUUGUUACUGCUGGAUGGACAAGCACUGACAAAACAAGAAAAAAGAAGACAGAGACACCACUUUGGGAAGCUUUCAGAGAGGAGAAGCAACUGUGACUAAGGAGGUUUCUCAAGUCUGCUUUUGUUUUGGCUUGUUGCUUUUUCUCUGACAUUUGAUCCUCUGACACCACUGACUUUGAAAGACUUGGAGGAGCCACAAGAAAACAUAAUUUUCACCACAGAAGACAGAACAGGAGGACUUCUGUGAUGGACAACUGAGAAAUUAUUCUGGGAGUGAAAGAGUGUAUUGUUUUCUUCUGUACUCUCCUUGUUUUAAUAUCAAACGUGGAAUCUACAUACUGGAUAUUUUUGGUUAUCUACAGCAGCACAAAGGUGUUACUGAGACAAAAUACUUGUGUAUAAAAGCUGAAGCGGCCAAGUCUUCUCAGAACUCAGAGGAAAGGAGCAGAUCUAACAGCCCAAACUGUACAGAUUCCUUUUCUUUUGGCUCCAACAUUUCCAAGGCAUAAUACUACCUUAUUUUUCCUCUUCAUCACUAUCACCUCUGCUUUUAUAACAGCCUCGACAAGUCAAGAGUGAGUCUAGACUAGAACUGCCUCAGAUCAGCAGAUAACACCUCAGCACAGCAAGAACUGGUUGGACUAGUUUAUAACUUGGAGGAGAGGGCAGGGCAGUUUAACCCUGCCUGAAGGAGAGCUGUGUUGUAUUUUCCUCCCUCCUGCUUGUCCUUCUGGGAGAAAGUCGUGCGUGAGAGAGGCGCACAGCGUCUUUUUCAUUUCAAGAGCGACUCUGUUUUGUGACUCCUCACUCUGCUUUAGGGAUAGGUGAGGCAGCUUUAUUUUCUGUCAAGGGGGAAGAAAUAGAAAGAAAGUGAGAGGGAGGGAGAAAGAGAGAGGGAGUCUAAGUGUAAUUUAUUGUUUCCUGUGAAAAGAGCAAGGCUGCACCCUUUUCUCCUGCCUGAACUCUGAACCACUCGAUGUGCGUCUGAAGUUUUUCUCAGACCUCGGGAGCCACUGCUCAGAGGUCAGGGCAGAAAACAGAAGGGUGGAAACAAGAACAGAGAGACCAGAGGGAUUAACGAAGUGAGGGAAAACAGCAGUGGAAAGACAUCCAGGUCAGCCUAACCAGACGGCAAAGGGGAGAAAGGUCAACACAGGGGGAGUCCGGACUGAAUUUCUCUCAGCUUUUAGAUAUUUUUGGAUUAAACCUUCCUUGAAUUCAAACCUGUAGCGGCUGUCUUUGAGUCUGGAGUCAGUAUUUUAGACUUUGAGGGUAGCUGGAAGCCGGUGGGACAGGGCGGGUCUGUGUAUGAUCCACUCUCAGGACUGUGUGUCUCAGAGAAUAUGGCCAUGGUGAGCGGGGGAUGGGGGAACCCCAACGGGGACACUAACGGACUUGGAGAGAAGGCUUACCUGAGGAGGGAGGAGGAGGACGGAUCGCCGCAGGCCGGGAGCAGCGAUGUGGACGUUGGGGACGAGGACAAGGCCUGUGUGGUGGACUGUGUGGUGUGUGGGGACAAGUCCAGCGGGAAACAUUACGGCGUGUUCACCUGCGAGGGCUGCAAGAGCUUCUUCAAGAGGAGCAUCAGAAGGAACCUGAGCUACUCCUGCAGAUCAAAUCGAGAAUGCCAAAUCGACCAGCAUCACCGCAACCAGUGCCAAUACUGUCGUCUGAAGAAAUGUUUCCGUGUCGGGAUGCGGAAAGAAGCUGUCCAGCGAGGUCGCAUCCCUCCAUCUCACUCAGGGAUCAGCCCAAACUCUCUGGCAGCAGGAGUUGGAGGUGCAGGUCCAGGACACAUCGGGGCGGACUACUUCAACGGGCAGCCGGUGUCAGAGCUCAUCUCACAGCUCCUCCGGGCCGAGCCGUACCCCAGCAGCCGCUACGGGACCCCGUACAGCCAGGCCCAGAUGCAGGCAUCUGCCAGCGGAGCCUCCGUCAUGGGCAUUGACAGCAUCUGUGAGCUGGCUGCCCGACUCCUCUUCAGCACCAUUGAGUGGGCCAGAAACAUCCCAUAUUUUCCAGAGCUCCCAGUCUCAGAGCAGGUGGCGCUGCUGAGGCUGAGCUGGAGCGAGCUGUUCAUCCUGAAUGCAGCUCAGUCUGCUCUGCCUCUGCACAUGGCUCCUCUGCUGGCAGCGGCCGGCUUCCACUCGUCUCCCAUGUCUGCAGAGCGCGUGGUGUCCUUCAUGGACCAGGUCAGGGUUUUCCAGGACCAGGUGGACAAGCUGAACAGGCUGCAGGUGGACUCUGCUGAGUACAGCUGCCUCAAAGCCAUUGCACUCUUCUCGCCUGAUGCAUGUGGUCUAACAGACCCGGCCCAUGUAGAGUCCCUGCAGGAGAAGGCCCAGGUUGCCCUGACGGAGUAUGAAAGGUUGCAGUACCCCAACCAGCCUCAGCGCUUUGGCCGCUUACUGCUGCGUCUCCCUGCUCUGCGCGCCGUGCCAGCCAACCUCAUCUCCCAGCUCUUCUUCAUGAGGCUGGUGGGCAAGACGCCCAUCGAGACGCUGAUCCGAGACAUGCAGCUAUCAGGGAGCUCCAUCAGCUGGCCCUACGCCCCGGGACAGUAAACCCUGCUGGGCUCCAGAGUGAGACGGACUGAGACCAGACUGGAAGGAAUCAGCGCUCACAAAGAUUUCAUACAAGUGCAAACUGAAUGUUCUCAGUAUAAACUGGGUCCUUUUUUCCCCACGUAAGCUCUGUAAAGUCUGGUUGAUAUAACACCAAAGCUGCUUUCAGGGAAACCCAAUGUAUGAUUGUCUUUAUAAAAAUGUUGCAGCACUUGUUAGUUUGGCUCUUACCUCCAUCAGGUCUCUCUUUGUCUCAUUCUAGGUGAGCGGGGCUUUCAUUAAAAAGCAGACUGACAUUGGGCCUUGUGCCUCUACUACCUCCUCCCAUAUCACCCCUAAUGUGACUCACUUUGAACCCAGGCUCUGUGUGUGUUCUCACUGCUCUGUUGUUUAGUCAGAAUGAAGCCAUAGCAGUGCCACUUUUACUGGAAGAGCUUUAUAUUGUCACAGCUUGGACAUUUUGUGUAGAUCAUACCUAAGGCGUGUAAUGUUUUGUCUGUCAUGACCCCAGGACUGGACUGAAUUUACAGACUUUGUUACCAAACGUAUUUGUGAAGAUUUCAACAUAUUGCAAAACAAGGAAGAGCGCGGUAUGUUCUAUUCUGUGUGAUCAAGACAUAUUUUGUAUUUCAUAUAAUUACGAGAAUAGUUUUAAACUUGGGAGAUAUGUUUAUUUUUUAUUUUUUGCAGGGUUAAAUGGGAAGACUAAACCACUUUCAGGCAUAAUAUAAAGGCAAGUCAGUGGUAUCAAUCUUCUCAUAUGGCUCUCAGCAAGAAAUCGAAAAAGCACAUUUCCCAAAAUGUGGAACUAUUUCUUUACUGUACGAUAAUCUAGAACAUGGCAGAGAUUGCCACCAUGCAGCAAUGAAGCUAAUGUAAUCAAACACAUCCUGGCUCCUUAGACAGUCACAUCCCUGUCUAACAUUAUUACCUCAUGUUUUAUACAUUAAAGACAGAGAUUGUAUAGUUAACUAUUCAUGUGCUAAAGAGAAAUGUAAAGGGAUCAACACCAUUACCACUGAAACCAAACAGAUGUAUUCCUCAACUGUGCGCCAGAUUUAAGCCAAAAUAUAUUUAAAAAUGUAUAGUUUUGUGGAAGAGGAAACCAAAUGCAACAGAAAGCUACACUGAGUAAAGUGUUGUAAUGAAUCUCUGCUAACUAGAUACUGUUUCCUUUGCUUUGGUAAAGGUAGACGUAGUUCAUUUUGAUUUCUUUCUCAUUUUUAACCCCAUUUGCAGAUAUUGUUAUGCAAGGUACUCCAAUAUUGAUGUGCAGAGGUUGAGGUGUUUGUUGGUACUCAGAUAAAAGAGUACUUAGUGGUUCUUGGGCGUUAGUGCCGUGAACUGCAGCUCAGUGUGACAAAUGUUUGUCUUGCCAAAUGAAUCGACUGCCACAAUAAGACUUGGCGGUGAUAAACAUGUUUUUGGGGGCAAAGCGAUAUGAAUUUUUGUAUUAAAUGUUAUAUCAUAAAAAUGGCAAAAAAAAAUGACCAUGAUCCCAGAUGCUGUCAAAAACUUCAUGACUUUGUGUUUUUUGUUGGAUUAUAAACUAUAGUGAUUUGACUGUGUAGCGUUACAUUUAAAAGAAUCAUGUUUCUAUGAUGAAGCCAAAACUAAAAAAAAAAAAAAUGCAAAAGAAGUUUGUAUUGCUGACUCAUUUUUGCAAAAAUUAUACAAAUUCUUCCUGUGGGUGACAUUUUGUUUCAAACACAUUUGAUGUUGGCCACAUAAAAGAAGCCAUCAGCAUGGACUCUGAGAAACUGUGUGAAAGGACUUCUUUCUCUAUUUUUUUGGAAAAAUUUCCAGAUUAAACGAUGAAUCAAAAGAGAGAUCAUUAAUGACAAUACUUAAUUCUAGUCUCAUUAUUGAUACUGAAGGCCACACUGACUAUAAAUACAUUUGCAUUAAACUUGAAAAACAGA
Messenger RNA from Acanthochromis polyacanthus (spiny chromis), 4779 nucleotides. Its product is annotated as nuclear receptor subfamily 2 group F member 6-like. Gene Ontology annotation, biological process: anatomical structure development; negative regulation of transcription by RNA polymerase II; cell differentiation. The record is from RefSeq and is a predicted model, not a curated record. Gene Ontology annotation, molecular function: RNA polymerase II cis-regulatory region sequence-specific DNA binding; zinc ion binding; nuclear receptor activity. Lineage: Eukaryota; Metazoa; Chordata; Actinopteri; Pomacentridae. The coding region runs from base 1637 to 2857 and encodes 406 amino acids. The transcript is spliced from 5 exons.